AACAUGUAGCGGGCAGUAGAUAGUACAAAGCUAACAUCACGUCGUCAUCUUCAAGAUUAAAAUACAAGAAUUCUCGCAAUUACCAAACCGAUCCUCUUGAUCCUCGCUUUUUUUUGGUAUUUUUUUAAUAAACUGUAAAAAAAAUAAUGAAGAAUGAUACUGAGCUUGGAGGAACAUUAUAUUAGAAGGAAGAGGUGGCUGCCUUCUUCCCAGCCAGCCACACAGCUGGUUUUGAUCCAUUUUAAAUGAUAUUUUUAGGCUCUUUAUUUACUAUUUAUAAAUAUAGGGCCUAGUAAUAAAUAGUAAAUCUUAAGAUCUGAUCCUUCUUCUCAUUCUCAAAUACCACCACGGCACAAACACUCCUCCGCUUCUCAGCUCUCUCUUUCUCCCUUCUCCAUUUCCACAUUCUUCCGCUCCCGUCUCCAACCACCGACUCUACCGUUCCGGUGACUAACUCUGCUCUAACAAUAUCUCGCCGGCCGAGAUCUGUCUCUUUCUUUCUCUGAUCUGAAUACUUGAUUCGUCUAUUCAUCUUUUAUUUUAUUUUAACAGCAGUAGAGGGUGCAAUGUCGGCGGAUUUGAAUGUGAAUCAAAUAGAGGAGAAGAUAUCUGUAUUGGAUCAGCCUGAAGAAUCCGCUCGUGUUGAUUGUAAUGGGAAUGGCAAGGUUAAUGAUCAUCAUGGCCCUGAUCCUGUCUGUGCCGAAGACUCUGUGGCUGAUCAAGUUGGAGAAUUGAAGGCUGAUCGUGUCGAAUCCGAGUCCAAUACUGGGUUCCGUGACGAGGACGAUCCGAUCGAGAAAGAAGAAGAUCUUCAGGAUGCUGAGAAGGUGAGGGAGGAAAAGUUGGCGGAUAUACCAGAAGAUCAUGAUGUAGAAGGGGACAAAAAGGGGUUAAUUAAUCAUGCUGAACUCUCAAAUGCAGUGGCAGAAGCUCAGGAAUCGCACGACACAAGUGUGCAUGUUGCUGAAUCUGAGCUAAAUCAGUCAAAUAAUGAUGAGGAGAGGGUUGAGGAGGAAAGCAAAUUGAAUUCGACCAUUGACAUAAAAGAACAUGAAGAUUCUCAGGCUGUAGCUAUCAAUGGUGUUCAUAAUGAUUUGGAUUUGGAUCGGCAGAGGGACCUGGAAGAAGCUCAGGAAUUGCAAGACACUAGUGUGCAUGUUGCUGAAUCUGGGCUAAAUCGGUCAAAUAAUGAUGAGGAGAUGGUUGAGGAGGAAAGCAAAUUGAAUUCGACCAUUGAAAUAAAAGAGCAUGAAGAUUCUCAGGCUGUAGCUAUCAAUGGUGUUCAUAAUGAUUUGGAUUUGGAUCAGCAGAGGGACCUGGCAGAAUUGAUCGCCACUGAAUAUGUUUCUGAAUCUGAGCCCAGUCAGUCUAGGAAUGAUGACGAGAAGGUUGAGGAAAGCCAAUUGGUUUCUGAAGAUUCUCAGGCUGUAGUUAGCAAUGCUGCUCAUAAUAUUCUUGCCUCAGACCAUGAGAAGAAACUGAAGGAAUUGAUGAAUAAUGAUGAUGUUACUGAAUUCAAGCCAAAACAAUCUAGCAAUGACGUGGAGAAGGUAAAGGAGGAAAGCAAAUUGGACCUGGCCAUCCAUGUAGAAGAAAUUGAAGAUUCUCAGGCUGCAGUUAUCAAUGGUGUCUGUAAUAGUUUGGAUUUGAACCAGGAGAAGGAACUGCCAGAAUUAAUCAAGGAUCUUCCUCUGGAAGAUUCUGUGGAGGAGUCUGUGGAUCCCUUCAAGCAGAAUCUGGAAACAGUUCCAUGUCCAGUCAUGGCUGAUGACAAAUUGGAAGCAGAAUCUGCUGAAGGCCCUACAUCUGAUGAAAAUAGAGAUGGCUUGCCUGUUGGUCAUGCUCAAGAUACUGCUGCAGAAACUCAGGUUGUUGAUGACCUGGUUGAUGCCAAACAAAAUAUAUCUAAGAGCUCUUCUGAAAAUGUUGAACUUGUAGCAACUUCUGAUGCUGAAACUGGUCAGAGGUUUCCAAUUUCUAGUGAUAAUGGUACAGCAGGAGAUGAAACAAGUCACAUCCUCAUGGAUGCUGUGCAAUCAGAAGUGCCAGAUGCUAAUGGCCUUGAUAUUCAUGAAAAAGGAGGCUUGCUUACUAGCCAGGAAAGUGCUUCACAAACUGUUCUUGUUAAUGACUUUGUUCAUACACCCGAGCAAAACCAUACCUUAGAAAUCAGCACAGAAGUGUCCUCCCCUGCUGUUCUCGAGGAAGCACCUGUUGAAAGUAGUGAAAGUUUCCCAGUUUCUCCUAUCAAUGAUAUUGGAGCAGAACCAAUUGUCAGAAUUGAGGAUUCUUGUCCAGUAGAAGAUUCCAAGUUAUGUGAUAUUGUAAGAACAGAGACCAAGGUUGAUAACAUAGGUGAAAGUGCUGAUUCUCAUCCUGUUGAUGUUUCAAAAGUAGAGGCUGAAGUUGAGAAUGUCCUUGUUGCACCAAGUGGCCAUGCUAAUGAUGUGAAUCUAGAUAUUGGGGCUAGUUCCCAUUCCAUUGAAUCUGAUGAGAGAGUAUCUAAUUUGUCAAUCGGUAAUGUGGAUGUAGAAUCUGAAGUCACAGAAGCAGUGAACGAAGGUGAUAGCAACAGAACUUCUGUUUCCUUUGACAAUCCAGAUGGAGAAACCUUUAAAUGUGAUUCAACUGGGAAUGAAAGCUACAUGCCCAAAAAUGAAGUCCAAGCAGACUCAGAAGUUGAAAAUAUAUCAACUGCAGCAAGGGAAGAAGUGCCCAACAGAGAUGGCGUUGUGUCUCAGCUUGAGGGUGAGGUUGGUAAGAAUGAAACUCCCAAACCUACUUUGGAAGACUCUGCUGUUGUUACCUCUGAUGAGCAAUAUGUUGUUGCUGAGCUGGGGAAAGGGCCAUUCUACAUAAUUAAGGUUCCAAGAUUUGAUGAAAGAAAUUUAAGAGAGAAGGUUGAAGAUGCUAAAUUUCAAGUUGAGGAGAAGAGUAAAAUCCGGGAUGCUAUUCAAGCUCAAAUCCAAAUAAUAAAGGCCAAGCGUAAAGAGUAUGAAGAAAGCUUUUUAGAUGCCAGAUCAGAAGAGAAAGCUGCACGUGACUUGCUUAAGGCCAAGCGGAAGGAAAUAGAUUCUGUUCAAUAUAUAAUUAACAGAACGAGGAAUGUCCUUGAAAUUGAGGAAAUUGAUGGCAGGAUACGCUCUAUGGAACACAAGAUACAACAUGAAACCCUGCCUUUGAAGGAAGAAAAGCAGUUCAUUCGUGAUAUCAAGCAGUUGAAGCAGAUUCGAGAGCAGCUCUCUUCUAAUAUGGGCAGCCAGGAUGAAGUUCAGCAGGCUAUGGAUCAGAAAGAUCAAAGUGAAGAGCGCUUAAAGUCUUUGAGGAAAGAAGCAGAUGCAUUGAGAGACAGCCUUCUCAAAGCUGAAGCAGUCACUGAAGAUGCUAAGAAGAAAUAUAAUGAUGAACAUGAGAAGAUAAAUCAAUUGCUAUUUCAGCAUAGAGCUGCUAAUGAUAUACGACAAGAGGCAUUUGCACAUUUACAGAGUUUGAGGAGACAAUUAUACGAAAAGAGUAAAUUUUUUUACAAGUACAAAGAUGAUUUCACAACAGCAACUAAUUUGGCAUUGAAGGGAGAUAAAGAGGAACUUCAACGUCAUUGUGCUAACCAAGUGGAGAGAGUUAUGGAAUUAUGGAAUAACAAUGACGAGUUCCGGAAAGAGUACAUGAGUUCCAACAUGAGGAAUACAUUGAGGAGACUGCGGACAUUGGAUGGUCGUGCACUGGGCCCUGAUGAACAGCCUCCCAUUAUUCCAAAUGUUGUUAGUCAAAGAGUGACCAAACACAAUGUUGCACCAUCAGCUCCUCCUCUUGAAGUAGAAAAGCCAGUUACACCUGUGGAGACCCAAAGGAUAGAUGAAAAAUCCACAGCGAAGCUUGGGGACAAAAAGAAUCAGACUGUUAAAACUAAAAAGCAGGCAAACCCUGCUUCCUUGGAGAAUGGUUUGCCAACUGUUUCUGGCAGAGAUCAGAUUGAAGAAUCAAGAAAAGAGGAGAAUAAGCUUACAAAGGAGGAAGAAUCAAGGCAAGAGAAUAAGCUUACAAAGGAGGAAGUUGAGUUAGCCAGGAAGAUAGAGGACUUGAGGAAGGAAAAGGAAGCAGCCAUGUUAAAGGAGCAACGGAGAUUGGAGGAGAAGGCCAAAGCAAAAGAGGCAAUGGAGAGGAAAAAACGAAAUGCAGAAAAGGCCCAGGCCAGGGCUUUGCUAAGAGCGCAAAGGGAAGCUGAGCAGAAAGAGAAGGAAAAGGAGAAGAAGGCAAAGAAGAAGGAAAAAAAGAAGGCAGCAGCGGAGGAUACUAAAGAUACCGAUGAGGUUGAGUCUGUUCCUAGUUCUGAAACUCCAACUGAAACCAAUGAGUCUGAAAGGACCGAGAAGCCUCUGACUGUGGCAAAGAGGCCUCAAAAGCAAACAAAGGCAAAAUCUAUGCCUCUGCCUCUUCGCAACAAGGGUAAGAGAAAGAUGCAAACAUGGAUGUGGGCCCUUAUCACACUGCUGGCUGUUAUUGCCUUGUUUUUUAUGGGGAACAGCAGCUUCUUUAAUCUUGGGCUGCAACAAAGGUUUGGCAUCUAAAUAUAUAAUAUUGUUUUUCUUUAGAUAAUAAUCCACAUUCUACAGAGAGGUUUGGCGGGGUUUUCCUAUAGAUAUUUAAUUAAGCAAUUCUUUUGUACUCUUCCAGUGUUCUUUUCCAUCGAAGUAUGAUUUACUUACUCUCUGGGUUUUAUUUCAUACACCCCAUUAAUAGGUUGGUUUUUUCUGUUAUAUGCCAACAUUAACACAUGUUCUGGUAUUGCUUUCAUUUAUUUAGUGUGCUAUAUAUAAUACAAUAAGUUUUUUGGCCUCUCU
Messenger RNA from Populus euphratica (Euphrates poplar), 4841 nucleotides. RefSeq names its product calponin-like domain protein. NCBI's taxonomy places the organism in Eukaryota, Viridiplantae, Streptophyta, Magnoliopsida, Malpighiales, Salicaceae. Bases 567 to 4568 code for a protein of 1333 amino acids. The transcript has 9 exons. The record is from RefSeq and is a predicted model, not a curated record.